Pantherophis guttatus is the source of this 3565-nucleotide messenger RNA. It is a transcript of the gene PRR11, whose product is annotated as proline rich 11. NCBI's taxonomy places the organism in Eukaryota, Metazoa, Chordata, Lepidosauria, Squamata, Colubridae. Gene Ontology annotation, cellular component: nucleus; cytoplasm. The record is from RefSeq and is a predicted model, not a curated record.
GGAAAAGACGAUUCGCUGAAAGGACGUUCAAUCAGAAGGACGUUUAAUGCCAUUGAAGUUUGAGGCGGAUGGAACGUUGGCUCACACUUGCUGCGCUGUGAUUGGCUCCGGCGGAGUUUGAAUUGCUCGGCGUGGGCGAUGCUGCAGGCGCGUUCAGACGUGGCUACUCGCAUCUCGGGAGGCUGCUCAUCCCGGGUGGUUUUGAACGGGGAUCGUCCCCGAGGAAUCCUGACCUGGACAGGAAACCCUUUCCUGCCAUAAAAUUUCGGCUCACUGGGGCAAGUUCGCACGACACGUGAGCAAUUGGGUUCAGUGAGUCGUGGGAAUCGUUUUGUCCACGGGAUGGGUCAACCAUGAACUUGGGCAGUGGUUUACAGGCGAUUUCCUGAUAUGCGUUGCCCUUCUCAAACAAUCCAGGCUAGUGACACGAAUGAGGUUAUAGUUUAGCCUGGAAUUGCAGAAAAUGGCCAGAGUUAAGCGACGGUGCCAAAAACGGAGAUCCAGAACAAAAUCCUUGUCAAAGGAAAAAAAACAUACUACGUUGACAUCUUCAUCCAGUCUUCCUUCAAAAGCUUCGCCUCCAACCAGGUCUCCGGUUAUCCUCCGUAGCCAAAGACGGCGAUUCUCUUCCUGGCUUUUGGCGUUUAGAGACAUAUCAGAAACCCUCAAACAUAUCCUGGCUGCCGCAGUUAGUUGGUGUUGGUGGUGCCAGAGACACGUUGCACAAAUUCUUCACGUCUUUGUCAGUGCAGCAUUUCCUUCGCACACCUACCUGGCGGAGCUGAAGGAGCUCAGGGCGGAAGUCGAAAACCUGAAAAGGGAAGUGGCUGAGCUGCAGUCAGUUCUUCAACAGAAUGGAGGCACUGCGGCUUCUGCGGGGACCCUGCCUUGCCAGCUCUCUCCAAACCUAUUAUCAGCGUCUGCACACACACAACUCAGCGUCACACAACCCACACCUUUGCCUUCGCAAAAUCUACAGAUUCCCACUCCGCCGCCUCCCCCACCGCCUCCCCCACUGCCGCCACCGCCUCCUCCACCAGCACCCCUUGUAUUCAAAAGACGGAGUGACCCAAAGAUUCAGGCUGUCCCCUUAAAAAAAGACGUUCCCCUACAAAUAACAGCACAGGAUCUUCUGAAUGUGAAAUUGAAGAAAACGAAGAGUGAAGCAGCCACGGACAAGGAAACCUCCCCAUCCAAGGGACGCAAGGCAUUGAUAACUCUCCGGGAUCUUCAGAGCAUCCGUCUCCAGGCCAACGCCCCCCAGCCGCUUCCUCGCGUUACAAAUUUUCUCAAUACCCCCAGCAGAGAUGGCUUAGAUUUCCGGAAACACUUGAAAAAAGUUGCUAUUAAAAGGAGUCCAGGGGGAACCCCAAUGAAUAACAAAGAAAACAUUGAGACUGGCACGGGAUUGACUCCACUUAUGACCCAGGCUCUCCGGCGCAAAUUCCAGCUGGCUCACCCGAAGAGUCCAUCUCCUUCCUGCUUCCCUACAAGAAACAGCUUUGAAGAACAGAGCUAGAAAAAAAUCUCCUGGUGGUCUCCACAAAUCUCUAACGAUGGAUACAUCGCUGCUUGGGGCCCAAUAUGGACAGAGAAUCACAGGAUUUCCUUGGCUAAGCUUUUCGCAUGCUGGAAUAUGCUUCUUUUCGCUCGCGCCUGCUUUUUUAAAAAAAAAAAUAUUCUGUAGCAACGCCUUGCUGAAAAACUCUUUUAAAACAUAUCCAGACGUUACCUUCUCAACCCACUGGGCAUUCAAAACCUCCUUUAAUGAAGCUGCUUUGACUUUAAAAGCUUUGCAAUUUCACCUAGCUUUGAGCCCCUCUUUCACAAAGUUUACACAUUCCUUCUCAAUAUAUAUUUUUAAAAAGAAGGUGUUUUUUGGGGGGAAUGACAUACGUCGAUCCGAAGAAAUAGCACUGUUUUUCCCAGAGCUUGGAAGAAUUCUAUUUAUUCUUGGCUUGUUAUAUUUGUCACUAAGCUAUGCACACACAGAAAUUUUGUAUACGUUUUCUACACGAGAGGAAAGCUUUUGUGGUACCCUCCGUAUGAAGAGGGAGGGAAGAGAAAUAAAUAUGUGGCAUUUCGGCACGAAGGACCAAUUUAGGAGUACCUUGAAUUCAGGAUUGUUCUUCUAUUAUUGGGGGUUUUUUUUACAUGUUCUAUUUAUUUUAUUUAUAUAACAUUCAAUUUCCAUCGAAUAGCGUGUGAUCUGGGUACAGUUAUUUUUAAAUAGUCAUAAUCCACAUAUUUGUUAUAGUAUUCAUCACAAUAAUAUUAAUAUAAUAAUAAUAUAAUAACAAUAUUACUUUACAUCAUCUUUAACAACUCUCCACAUUAACAUUUCCUCUUGAUGUCUCCUCUUUUCUAACUUCUGUCUAGCCAUUGAGAAAAUACAUCCCAUAUCAGAAAAUAUUCGGUUUCUUCUUUAUCCUUAAUAGUGAGCGUUAGUUUAUCCUAAGGGUGUGUAACCUUAAAACACUCAGAGUCAUUUGGACCCGUUUCCCACAGAAAAGAAAACACCGGGAGCCACAAAACCUUGGUGGGCGUGGCCAACUCGAUGUCACUCACUUCUACCAGUUGCAUGACACCCCCCCUAGCCACGCCUACCCAGCCGGUCAUUAGGGCAGAGAACCAGUUGUUAAAAAACACCAGGAACCACAAAACCUUUUCGUCAUUUCUCUCUCUCUCCCUCCUUCCGCUCCCCCCUCCCCCCCAUCUCUGUGCAUCUGUCUAUGUCUCUCUCUCUCCCCCUCUCUGUAUCUCUCGGUCUCUCUCUCUCCCCCUCUCUGUAUCUCUCGGUCUCUCUCUCUCCCCCUCUCUGUAUCUCUCGAUCUCUCUCCCUCUCUGAAUCUCUCGGUCUCUCUCCCCCUCUCUGUAUCUCUCGGUCUCUCUCUCUCCCCCUCUCUGUAUCUCUCGGUCUCUCUCUCUCCCCCUCUCUGUAUCUCUCGGUCUCUCUCUCUCUCCCUCUCUGUAUCUCUCGGUCUCUCUCUCUCCCCCUCUCUGUAUCUCUCUGUCUCUGCCCUGGCCACUUCUCCAUUCCCUGCCGUCGCCCUUAUCUUCUCAGGCCAGGCGAGGAGUGACUGGGAGGGCAGGGGCAAUGCCAUCUAUUGGCGGGAUCACCCGACAGGGAGCCGCAGCAGAGGGCCCAAAGAGCCGCAUGUAGCUCCUGAGCCGCAGGUUGCUGACACCCAGUCUGUCCAUUUCUGCGCAUUCUAAUAUUUUCUUAAAUUACCAUCUUCUCUGACGGGUCUCGGUCUCAGUGAAUGUUGAACGUUUGCACACCCAGUCUUGGAGAGAAGUUUGUGAAGGGUAAGGAGAGGUUAAUCUGAACUUGAAUUUAACCCGUAAUAGGUCAAGUUGCACCUAGCGUGAUUACACAAUGGAUUGUUACACAGAAAAGGUGUUUUGUAGGGCUCACGUUGAAAGUGUUGUGAUAGACCGACCGCGCUUUUAUGUUGUAAGAUAUAUUUCACGCCUCUGUUCAAUUUUGGGUCCGGAAGGCCAAAUAACUAAGCAAAGUUGAUAGCAGAAAAGAAUAAAAUCUUAAGAUCUUUAGAACAAACAA